Molecule: messenger RNA, 838 nt
Organism: Radiomyces spectabilis
Lineage: Eukaryota; Fungi; Mucoromycota; Mucoromycetes; Mucorales; Radiomycetaceae
Exons: 3
Coding region: 68-670 (200 amino acids)
Source: RefSeq, a predicted model, not a curated record
AAAAAAAAUAUGGGGAAGGGAAAAAGAAAAUGAAAUAAAAAUUACAUCUUUUUUAAAGGGGCUGCAGAUGAAUUGUCAAAAAAAAAAAAAAAAUACAAAAAGAUACUGGCGAGCUUGUUACAAAUUGACUGCUUUCAUUCACGGGCGGCGACUUAAAAAAAAUCUAUUGCUUCUGAUGGGGAACUUGACAGUGUUUUGUCUGAGGCAUUUCUUCGAUUGGCGAAUGGGCCUGAAAAUAGCCUAUUUUUCGAUCCGCAAUUGUUUCCGUAAAUUAUUCAUUUUCGGUUUAGCCAGGUAUUGUUGCAAAUCGUGUAACGACAGGACCGAAUGGUCAAGCUACGGUUUCAAAGUGCUUAAACGAAAUUAUCAUAUGAGGAUGACGCUAUUCAAUGAAAAAACGAUCGUGUUCGUCUUUAUCUGUAUACUUUCCUCUAUCUAUGUUUGUCUUGCUUUUCUUUUUUUUUUUUGCAUUACAAAAUUAACAGUUACGCACUCGGGAUUUUUUUGGUUCUGCUGCUCAUUUAUCAGUGAUAAAUUGAAUACAGAAAAUAUAUAUACAAUAAGGAGCCUCCAUAGGGUGGUUUCCUUCUUUUUGUUCCUCUCAUUAGAUAGAAUAAAGGAACGAAGCAAGGAGAGACGAAAACGACGUUACUUUUUUUUUCGCCACUGAAUGACCGACACUGCCAGGGUGACCGGUGACUGAUCGACCGACGCUUGAUUUCUCAAAACAUGAAAAAAAUUUGUUUCACCCUACGUUAUCGAAACGAAUAUGCACAUCAAUAACGUGCACGCUUGAUCAUCAUACGCUUGAUCAUCAUCCUAAUAAUUCUGGUCAAAG